This is a messenger RNA of Pungitius pungitius (ninespine stickleback), 1901 nucleotides long. RefSeq lists its product as uncharacterized. NCBI's taxonomy places the organism in Eukaryota, Metazoa, Chordata, Actinopteri, Perciformes, Gasterosteidae. Gene Ontology annotation, cellular component: cytoplasm. The record is from RefSeq and is a predicted model, not a curated record. The transcript is spliced from 3 exons. The coding region runs from base 11 to 727 and encodes 238 amino acids.
GCACUUGGUGAUGACGCAGGUAGCUCUGGUGGGUAUCGACGCUGGUCAGCUGCCGUCGGUGGAGAGCGGCGUCAACAUCAGCACCGCAGCCCGACGAUGGAGACCGAGCCACGGAUUGAGCCGCAGUAGAGACCCGGGAGAGGAUGCUGCGGCCGUCGUGAGACGACCCCGAGCCGCGUUCAGCCCGUGUCAGCCGCACCUGCCGUGGAUGAUUGUCCCGAUGGGUUGUGGAGGAAGUCGGGCGGACGCGAUCAUCGAGCCGAGGUACCAUGAGAGCUGGACCAGGGAAACGGAAUCGACGUGGCUCACCAAUACGGACGUCGAGACCUCUCUGCCAGUAGCAAACAGUAAAGCUCUGGAGGCCAGCCUGAGAGAGAAGAGGAUGGUGAACACAGGCACCCAGUGUGGGAAGCAGGCCCUCACGUCCACCAGUUCCAACCACCAGAGGAGACCCAGACGCUCCUUGAGUGAUGUAGGUGUCACUGGUAGCAGCAAACCACUCGUGAGUCCAAGAGGAGGGCAUCAAAAGAGGCAAGUGCGUUGUCUAAGGAUGGGCAGCCCGUCAACAUCAACAGCAGCGGAGACGCCGAACCUGAGAACGUGUGUGAUGAAAGAUGAAGAAAAGCCAAAUCCCUGUGAGGAAGCAGAUGGCGGCCGGAGCUUUGAAAAGUUCACCAGAAGACGGGACGGUGAUUCACAGACUUGUGCGGAUGAUAUUUGCUCGUAACUUUGCAGGACUUUGACUGUCGAUUUUGGUGACUUUACAAUGAAAGCACCUGCAUAAUGUCUCCAUCCAAAGAUAUUGGGAUGCUGCAUCCUUGUUGUGCCAUUGCAAAUGCAUGCGUGAGGUGAAGGAGAGAGUGCAUCACAAAAAGCGUGCACGCUCUCCCCGCCACGCUCUUCUCCCGUGCUUAUGGUGCCGGUCAGGGAAUGAGUCACUGUGUUAAGCCAAUUUUAAAGAAAACUAGAACAGACCGUCCCAUAUGCACAUGAUAAUCACAGUCUGCACAACAAAUGUUUUCUGUGUGGGGCUUUCCUUAAGAAUUUGCUUCAGUUCUUUGUGCAAGUAUAUUCCUUUUAUUGUGAAUGAAAAACAAUGAUGAUGCUGUUGAACCUCAGCUAAUGCUGUAAAUGAUUUUCUUUGAAAUUACCCUGAAGUGCUGUUUAAAAACUGAGAUUUGGAGGAUUAAUCCUUGAGGGCUGAAGACUGUCAUUUCCAGCCUUCUCAAGAUAAAGAAACAAUUACACCCGCAUGUGCCUACAUCUUGAUCUGAACUGCUCCUGUUUUCACUUAGAGAGUUGGUUUUGUUCAGUAUUGUAUGUUCUCUUACAUUUUCUUUUAUGUUAUAUUAUGCUAAAUUUUAAUAUUACAAUGUACUGAACUGGUGAGUCAUCUGUGUGGCUUACACUGAUCUGCAUGUUUAAAUCAAUCUCAUAUUGUUUCAGCAUUGGUGGAAAAUGUAGAUCAAGUAAGGUGAUUUAGAAUGGGUCUUCGGGAGAGGGAGAAUUAUGGCCAGAAGAUGGCGAAGUUGAACUAACAUUUUCUGCUCAUGAACACUGUUGCUUGUCAAUCAACUGAGACAAUGAUGUUUGAAUGUGAACAGGCAAGUUUUUGUGAUGGAAAACAACAUUUAAACACCACAGUAUUUUUCUUUGAAUUAAAAUUGUUGUUAGUUUUAGUUUCAUAAGUUGUGAUACUCAGAGAGAGGUGAGAUGUGUAGUAAUUUCUCUUUACUGCCACAACCGCAUAAUUAAUUAGCCUAAAUCAAUAACUUUCUAUUAAGAAAUUGAUGUGUUUCAAUUCCAUUUAGAUGCAUUCCUACUACUGAAUAAUUGUUUUUGUAUGGAUAGCAUUACUAUGUAAAUCAUCCAAUUGCAAGAAAACAAAAGCAGUUGAGUUC